This is a messenger RNA of Diorhabda sublineata, 1407 nucleotides long. RefSeq lists its product as uncharacterized. The record is from RefSeq and is a predicted model, not a curated record. The coding region runs from base 1 to 1407 and encodes 468 amino acids. Lineage: Eukaryota; Metazoa; Arthropoda; Insecta; Coleoptera; Chrysomelidae. The transcript is spliced from 6 exons.
AUGACGUUCAAUAUAUGGUUAUUCUACGUUCUAUUAAAUUCUUCAAUCGUAUCUAUAUGGACGGCAUUUGCUCCUACUUUAAGAUAUCCUCUUUCGGUCCCUAUGAAUAAGAUUAUUUUAGUAAAUGCCACUUGCGAUUCGGAAAAUUUAAAUGUAUCUGUGUUAAUGCAAUCGCCGUUCAAAGGACUAAUUUUUGCAAAAGAUUUUGCACAAGAGUGCAAAUCUGUGGGCAGAUUUUCUGAUGAGCUCAAAAUUGGUUUACCAACCUCUGGUUGCGGAGUGAGACUCACAUCAGUUCACACAGAAGAAGGAUCAUUACGAAUGGUGUAUUCAGUGAAUCUGAUCAUACAACAAGAUAGACAUUUACGGCAAAUAAGCGAUCAAGAAAAAGUCGUAUACUGCGAUUUAAAAGAUAUUGACCUAUCGUUUAAAAGCAAAGCUUUAAUAAAAACUCUGAAGCAGGAGAUCAAGGGGGGCAAAUUGAUUAAAAGAAUUGGUCGAAUGAAAGAUGAAGGUUGGUCCAAAGAAUUAGAUGGAAAACAACUACAAGAUGAAAUAGAUGAAGCUCUAUCUGCAGCAAGGGCCUGGAUGGAAAUUGUUUCAGAAAACGACGACGACCGAGCUUCUGAUACACUUCAAGUUGGAGAAACUGCCUCGUUAAUUGUCAAAUCAACAUUACCAGUUGGUAUUGGCUGGAGGGUGAUAGAAUGUUUCGCUCAUGAUGGUCUUGGAGAUUCGUCUCAAAAACUUUCGAAUGAACAAGGUUGUCCAAUAGAUGAAUUGUUGAUGCCAGCUUUUAUUUAUGGUCCGAUUAGACCGAUGGCGUUGAUGCAACAUCAAGAGGCGAUAACAAGAUUUCCAGCAUUCAAAUUUCCCGAUAGAGAUCGACUUCAUUUAUCGUGCGGGCUGCAAGUGUGUAAAGGGGAGUGUCCCAAGGUGUCAUGUGGUAACGAUCUGGAAAAUAAUACACGGAAAGGAAAGACCUUUUCCGAUAUAACAGAUGGAGUUGUCAUUGAUAGAUUUGAAGUUUUCAAUAGUGUGGAAGUUCUAGCACCGGAAAUAGAUGAUCUUAGAAGUGACGGAAGGAUACCAGUUAACGAUCCAGAAAUGUAUCCGUUCACCAACUUACCAGGAGACAGGACAUUCUGUGUUUCUCAAGAUAAAAUGGCUAUAGCAUUUUGUAUUUUAGGAAUGAUAUUUCUGAUAGCCAUAGUUAUAUCUGCGUGUUCUUUAAUAAAAACGAAGAAAGACGGUAAUGGGUUUCCCUCUUAUUCGAGGAGCUUAUUUUCCGGAAGUAGUACUAGCGGGUCUGUAUUCGGUAGUAAACUGUUACUUAGAGACACUCCCAGUUUAAGACAUAGUUCGUCUUCUCAUUCUCGAGGAAUGCAAUACGGAAGAAUCCUGUGA